CUCCCCCAUAUUUCCGAGAACUUUGGAGGGUGUUUUGGGGUUUUUUUCUUCUUCUUCUCUACUCUAGCUACUCCCUAUUUGAAAAUGCUUAUCGCAAGUAGUUUGCAGAGGAUAGACGCCUCCUUCCAUGUGAUGUCACUCGGGAUCUGAUACAUAUACCCCUCGUGUCGUCAAAAUAUCAGUAUCUUCCCGUCACCUCAACUGUGUUUUUUUUUUUCUUUUCUUUUCUCUAAUAUAUGAAUCUUUUUCUGGAAUUUUAUAUUUCCCCAACCCGUCGUGCUCUGUGACUAAAAUUUUAGCCAUAACGACUGUAACUUUCCAGAAUGGCGUUCAAUAAUAACGCUCAUCGACCGACUCCAGGUCCGAAGUCUCGCCAUCGCGAAGGCCUACAUCUGAGAGCGCUGAACGUCGAGAAAGGAUCGAAAAGGUUUUCCUCUACAGACUAUCCUUUCCCACCCCAGACUGCCACUUGGCGCAACAAUUUGACUGCGCUCUCCCAGCGUCGUAACCUAUUGUUUGUUGCUUACAAUCAUCAAAUCUAUGUCUGGGAGCCCGCUGGAUCGUUCCAAAUAUUGGGAUCUAAACCUGAGAUGAUCAUUACGCCAGUCAUGAAGGAACCACACAACGGUGGAUAUAUUUCACAGGCCUUCCCUCACGCGAUCAAUAACAUCCUGGUAGAUGAUUUGGGUCGAGAGGAAGUAUUGUUACUCGUUACUGAUUCUGGGAAUGUCUGCGGGUACCGAGUUGAAGCAAUCUUUUCAGCUCUAAAAAGAGCCUCAGAGGAAAAAGAACCCAAGCCUUUGGAUAGCUCCCAGGUGGACCCUUUCUUCGUCGAGUAUGUUGAGGCCAGUGCUUGGGGUCUGGCGAUUCACAAAUUCGCCCGCUUGAUCGCCGUAUCGGCAAACACUGGUUUAAUUACUGUGUUCGCUUUCGCACUUGUUAAUCCCGCCUCUGGGAGUGCCGAUGAUUCGUUCUCCCAGUUGGAAAGCAAUGGUGGAUUUGCUGAUUACGGUCAAACUUGGCUACAUAUUAGGACCAGCGACCAGUUCGCACAGCUCCGACACUGGAUGCCAGAAAAGCACCGCACUCGCAACAUUAAGUUGUCUUACACUGGCCAUUUCACCAACAUUCCGUCAGUCUCCUUUUUGAACUGUGACCUUGACCCCAAUGGAGUGUGGAUGGUUAGUACAGACAUCGAAAACAAACUCCUAGUUUGGAAGGUUUGGGAUAGCCUUGGGCCAUUUAAUCUGGUCCAUUUCAAUGAAGUCACAUUUAGGACCUUUCCGGAUACUUUGCGUAACGACAGCGAACGUGGAUGGGCUGUCAUUGCUCUUGACCCACGUAGCUUUCACUUGCUCAGAUCAACAGAAGAAGCGUGUGGUGGUCAACCCCAACGACGGAUAAAGAACGGAAAUGCAAUUCUUGACUUGACAAAACUAAUUAGUCGAGUAUCUAAUGCGUCGCAUUUGUACAACUAUUUCCCUCCCGCAGCCAAGGCCGAGCCAGAGGAGCCAGUAUUACCUGAUAUUUUCGGAGCCGAUUGUCUAAUAAGUACGAAAAAUGGUUCACUCCAAUCCGCUGUUCAUGGUGUCCGUGAUCCUUCAGUGCCCCCCGACCCUAGUGAUCUUGCAGCGAUCAACCCGCUUCCCAGUGUCAGCAGUAGCUUUCGCCCUUCUGAAUCCGCUGACACUUUUAGCCACCGGGCUGUGGACGGUUCUUUUCAUGAAGAUCACUUGAGUGAUGAUAGUCCAUCAGAUACAGACCCAGAACCGGACGAUCAGCAAGAUGCAAGCCAUAAUGAACUUCUAAGGGCCCUAGGAGGUUCAGAUGAACACAUCAAUACCCCCAUUCCUCCCGGACAUGGGCCUUUGACAACCCCAGAGUUCCUUCAAUUUGCUCUUCUCGAAGCGCUCGGCGGUGAUGUCCAUGAAAUCGAGCAAUUUCUUGGUGAAAGCAUGGAUCACGACUCCACAGACGAGGAUGAUUAUCUUAAUGAUCAGGAGAUGGAUGAAGCGGACGAUGACUCAGACAGCGACAGCCCAGAAGUCGGUAGUCUUGCAUACCAAACCUUCGAUCCUCCAGCUAACUCAAACUUCCCAAUUCUUCAUUUCUCGCAAACAGACAUCCGUCUAGUCUGUCACCCCUUCUCUUCCCACGCAAGCGUUGUUUGCGGUGCCCCUCUGCGCCAACCCUUCACUCACCCUAUAGUAUCCCUCCGAGCCUGCGACCGCUUUAACAUGGUCAAAUACAUCCCCGAGCACGGUAUCGUCAUAGCAGCCUCCCAAAAAGGCCGCGCAGCAGUCAUUGCACUGACCGAAUCUAAGAAUAUUGGAUUCUCCUUCCGAAUAGACUGGAUUGUUCCUUUCGAAAGCCAAGAAAAAUACGGCGACCGCCCGCUUAUCCCCCUGCUAGGCAUGACCGUUGGUCCUAUGCAAGGCUUCGAAGCACCCCCAGACGUCCCAUACAUCCCUCGCAAUGCCGACGACAAUACCCUCAUGUUCCAUUACAGAGACACACACACCCAUACCGACAGUAACAACGACGAAACCGAAACCGAAACCGAAACCGAAACACGACUACCAAGCAGCAGCAGCAGCAGCAGCAGCAGCACAUCAUCUACAUCCGCUCGUAGCCCACGCCGUAGUGGUGGCAACAAUGAGCAUUCCUCAGCCUCAACUCCAGACCCCCGACAACAGCAACCGCCUCUCACGUUACCAGAGUGCCAUGCCAGAGCUACCCGCGCAUAUCGGCCCGAGGAGAGCUGGCGUGGCUGGAACCCGUCUCGCCGGUAUCGCCUUCUACUCAUGUUUGCGGACCAUACCGUUAUGAGCUAUGAGUUCUGGUAUACGUGGAAUUCUUCUUCCGAUACCGGUGAUGGCCUUGCCAUUGACGAAGAUGAGUAUCUUAUCGUUUAGAGUGGACAUGGGGAGACACAGCAUAUCACAUGGGCUUCCUUGUAGAAGAUCCCUUAUUUGGUUACUUCUAUGGAAAGUGUGUUUGUCAAUUAAGAUAUCCCAUCUCCAACUUGGUUCGAUUGUUUCUUUCUAGUCCCUUGCGGAGCGGAGAGAGGAUUUAGUCCGAAUCUGCGAGCUUCUUGUAUAUAUAUUGUUUCGGUAGUGGGCAUGGUUUUUUUCUUUUUUUUUUUUUUUUUUUUUUCGGGGUUCAAAAGUCGUUGGAAGG
Aspergillus ochraceoroseus IBT 24754 is the source of this 3180-nucleotide messenger RNA. RefSeq lists its product as uncharacterized. Bases 324 to 2915 code for a protein of 863 amino acids. The transcript is spliced from 6 exons. Gene Ontology annotation, molecular function: protein binding. Lineage: Eukaryota; Fungi; Ascomycota; Eurotiomycetes; Eurotiales; Aspergillaceae. The record is from RefSeq and is a predicted model, not a curated record.